AUUUUCAUUUCACAAAAACCGACCCAAACACGUUAAUCAGAAGUGAGAAAACAAACCAGACAGCACCGAACAAACCCUCUCUGCAUAAACCUUCGACAAAAUCCUGUGAUGUCUUCCCAACAAAAACAUUGUGGUUGCCACAAACUCCAAUAAAACAAAACCACCAUCAAGUUUUCUCCUUGUUCUUCUUUUUCUACGGCAGAACUGUGAUUAAUGUCUAAACCUUCAUGGUGGUGAAAUGCUUACUCCGUAACAGACUUCACUUCCAACAACAACAACAACAACGUUUCUUCAGGUUCUAUUCUCCAACUUCUUCCGCAUUCAUGAUAUUAGAACAUGAAACUCCAAAUUUCAAUGACCCACUUCCCAAAACCCCAUCAAAAUUGUCUCUUUUAGUUGUUAGAGUCUUAAAGUCUUUAAAUUGGAGGAAUGCAAGGGAAAUAAAGUUCAAGGGUUGGGUUCAAACUCAUGGUUUUUCACAUUCAAUCAAUUCCUUUAGAAUAAUGAUUCAUACUUUUGCUUUAGCUGGUAUGCGUUUGGAAGUGUUUGCAUUGCUUAGAGAUAUUGUUGGAUACUAUAAAGAGGAAAAUCGUGACGCGUUCGAAUUGUUUUCGGCUUUGCUUGAUUCGCCAGACCAUGUUGAAAGGUCUGUUGUUGUGUUUGAUAUGCUUAUGAAAGUUUUUGCUUCGAAUGCUAUGCUUGAACAUGCUUAUUAUGUGUUUGUUAGUGCUAAGGAUGUUGGGAUUGAACUGAAUAUAAUGUGUUGCAAUUUCUUGUUGAAAUGUUUGAUAGAAGCAAAUAGAGUGGAUGGUGUGAGAUGUUUGUUUGAGGAUUUGAAAAACUUUGGUCCUACGCCGAAUAUCCACACUUAUACUAUGAUGCUGAACUUUUAUUGUAGAGAUGUUGGGUGCAGUGUUGAUAUUAGACGGGCUUCUGAGAUUUUAGCGAAGAUAUAUAGGAGUGGGGAAACCCCGAAUGUUGUCACGUAUAGUACUUAUAUUAAGGGACUUUGUAAAGUUGGUUCCUUUGAGAUUGUUUGGAAGUUAGUUUGUAACUUGCACCGUAAAAAUCAGCCUCUCAAUAGCCAUUGUUUUAAUGCUGUCAUAUAUGGACUUUGUCAAAGAGGUUCCGUAGAUGAAGCUUCAGAAGUUUUGGAAGAAAUGAAAAACUUUGGAGUAGUGCCUGAUUUUUAUAGUUAUAGCAUUUUAAUUGAUGGAUUUUGUAGGGAAGGUGGUAUGGAUUCAGCCAUCAAGAUUUUGAAGGAGAUGAGUAGCAAUAAUAUUGCUCCUUCUGCUUUUAGUUGUUGCAGUCUAAUUAGGGAAUUCUACAAAUUGAGACGAUUCACUGAAGCAUUGGAAGUUUUUAGUAUCAUGCAAAAACAUGGUAUAUGGCCAGAUACAAUCGCUUGCAACCAUAUUCUUAGUAUUUACUGUAGGGGAAGCGACUUCAAUGAAGCCUUGGUAUUGUCGGAGGAAUUCCAACAACACGGAGUUAACCUCAACCCAUAUUCAUAUAAUGAAUUCAUCCACAAGAUUUGCAGAGAGAGUUUGCCAAAAAAGGCACUGCAGCUUCUGCCAAUGAUGCUUAAAAGGAAUGUACUUCCGGGAGUUGUUAAUUAUAGUACUCUUAUAUCUGGCAUUGCCAAACAGUCAAAUCCUAAAAAAGCUGUGAUGUUAUUCACAAGAAUGACAAAAGUAGGAAUCACUUUCAACGUCAAAACGUAUACAAUUCUUAUUGACCUAUGUACCCGUUAUUGCGGAAUUCUUAAAUCAUAUUACUUAUUUGAGGAAAUGCAAGAAAGGGGUGUAUAUCCAGAUCAGAUCGCGUAUACAACUCUAAUCACUGCCUUUUGUAAUACCGGAGAAAUGGUUAAGGCACGGGCAUUAUUUGAUGAAAUGUUGCGGGAAGGAUGUUCACCAAAUGUAAUUACUUAUACUUGUAUGAUUAGUGGAUAUUGGAAGUUAAACAUGAUGGAGCAGGUUAUGAGGUUGUAUAAUGAAAUGAAAGAAAAGGGUGUAUAUCCAGAUCAGAUCGCAUAUACAUCUCUAAUAGCUGCCUUCUGUAGUACUGGAGAAAUGAUUUUGGCGCAGGCAUUAUUUGAUGAAAUGUUACGGGAAGGCUAUUCACCAAAUGUAAUUCUUUAUACUUGUAUGAUUAAUGGAUAUUGGAAGUUAAACAUGACAGACCAGGCUAAGAAGUUGUAUGACGAAAUGAAAAAAAAUGCUGUAUAUUUAGAUCGGAUCGCAUAUACAACUGUAAUAGCUGCCUUUUGUAAUACCGGGGACAUGAUUAUGGCGCGGACAUUAUUUGAUGAAAUGUUGCGGAAAGGCUAUUCACCAAAUGUAAGUACUUAUACUCGUAUGAUUAAUGGAUAUCGGAAGUUAAACAUGAUAGACCAGGCUCAGAAGGCUGCAACUGGUUUGUCUCGUAAGGUUCCGUGUCUGAAAUCUGGUGCCAUUAGGUAGCUCUGUCAAAGGCUUUCAUUAUAUCCAGCUGAAAUUUGUAUAGUUGAAAGUGAUUCAGUUGGGGGAAGUGCUAAGCAAGUUCGUGAAUCGUGAUAAGCGAUUCCAGGUCAUUCUCCCUUUGGUGGUUAAGAUUCUGAAUAUUGAAAAGGAGGGAUGAAGCAGCAAUUUACAAAAAUGAAGAGAUCCAACAUUUAAUCAUUGGUCUUGGUCUCAUCGUGAAGGGAGAAGAGUUUUAAAAGGGUACACUCCAAUAUCAUAAGAUUAUCAUUUUGACUGAUGCUGAUGUAGAUGGUGCCCACAUCGCUUAUCAAAAAAAAAAAAAAAAGAUGGUGCCCACAUCCGAACUGUGCACCAACAUUUUCGAUACAUAUCAGAGAGCCUUGUUUCAUGAAGGAUGAAUAUAUGUUGUUGUUCCAACACUUUACAAGGUUUUAAGGUGAAAACAAGUGCACUAUUGUUAUGAUGAAGCUGAUUUUAAAAUCUUAAGUCGCUCUUAAUGCAUCAUACAACAUGCAAAGGUUCAAAGGUUCAUUAUUAGAUGUGUCUGCAUCAUUUGGUAUGGACAGAGUUGCUAUGUUGGAGCACUGCUUUAUGUGGUGGACCUUACAAAUUGAUAAAGAUGGGUCCCUGAUUUAUGUGUUGGAGCACUGCAGAAGUAGAAUUUUGAACCAUUGCUCAAGUAGAAUUUCUUAACAGAUCAUCAUUUUCAAAUUUAGAAUGAGAAAGCCAUUUGUUGAGAUGCAGUGGACAAUCGACUCAUUGAUCAAUGGAAGGUUACAAAGCUGAAAGAGUAUGUAAGGUAGGAUUUGGGUUCACUCAGCUUCAAAGAUUUGUGGAGGGCUCUACAAGUUAUUCCAGUGAUGCUUUAGAACAUAGAGAAUUAUGUUGCAUGUAAAUUAACUUGAAAGCAUGUUGCCUUCAUGAAGCUUUUACAAGGUUUUUGUAAGCACUCUUGGUUGGUUCAUAUUGCAUGUAUCUUUUGAGGCGGCUAAAGUACAUUAAUGGA
Messenger RNA from Trifolium pratense (red clover), 3471 nucleotides. RefSeq names its product pentatricopeptide repeat-containing protein At5g41170, mitochondrial-like. Gene Ontology annotation, molecular function: protein binding. The transcript has 7 exons. Bases 228 to 2465 code for a protein of 745 amino acids. NCBI's taxonomy places the organism in Eukaryota, Viridiplantae, Streptophyta, Magnoliopsida, Fabales, Fabaceae. The record is from RefSeq and is a predicted model, not a curated record.